AAAAAAUAGAGUUUCAUCGUUCGCUGUAAAAUAAUAAUUUUUUGAAAAAUGUUCGGAAAGAAGAAAGCACAGAGAGAUCCAACAAGUUAUGGCGAUCAUGAUAAUGAAAAUCAAGAUGCUGCUUUAAAUAAUUCAAAUGAUUCUUUCAGAGGAUCAUCAUCAGAUGGUAAUAAUAAUGGAUCAUCAUCCGAUAGUAGAAUUCCAAAGAAGACUAUUACUACAGUCUUGUUAGGAGCUGCUGCUUUGGCAUUGGCUGUUUCUAGAUAUAAGAUUUGUCAGCCUAAUCAAUAUUUAGUUAGAACAGGUAUUGGUAUUACAAAUAUGAGUGUUUCAAAGAAGGCUGUUGUUUGGCCAUUGCAAAAGCAUGUAUAUGUUAAUAUGAAUCCAAAGACUUAUACUUUCAAUUUGCACAAUAUGAGUAAGGAAAAGGUUGAAUUCAACUUGCCAGUUACUUUCACAAUUGGUCCUAUCGAUCCAAAUACUGAUAAGGGAAUGGAAGGAUUUAUCAAAUAUUGUCAAAAGAUUACUGAAGCAACUCCAAAGGAAAUUGAAACAUUGAUUGCUGGUAUUAUUGAAGGUGAAACCAGAGGAUUGACUGCUAAAUUAACUGUGGAAGAAAUGUUCAAUUCAAAGGAAAGAUUUAAGGAAGAAGUUGUUGCUUCUAUUGAAAAGGAUUUGAACUUGUUGGGUUUGACAAUUUUCAAUGCCAACAUUAAGGAAAUGUCUGACUAUGACGAAAGAAACAAGUACUUUGAAUAUAGAAAGCAAAUUGCCAUUGAAAAGGCCAACUAUCAAUCACAAGCCGAUGUCAGUGAAGCCAAGAAGGAAGGUGAUGUUACAAUGGAAUUGAAUCGUAGAGAUACCAGAAUUAGAAUGGCUCAAUUGGAACAAGAGGCUAGAUUGUCAGAAAACGAAAAUGCCAAAUCAGUCUCCAUUUCUAAUGCUGAACUUGAAAUUAUUAAAGCUGAAAAUCUUAGAAAGUCAGAAAUUGCCAAGAUUGAAUCUCACAUGGCUGCCAAGGAACGUCAAGCUGAAUUGCAAAGAUCUGUCAAUACUAAAUUGAAGGAACAACAACUUGAAUUUAUGAGAAGUGAAAGUUUAUCAAAGGCAAUUGUUGAUGCUGAAGCUCAAGAAAGAAUGGCCGAUGCUCAUUUCUAUUCCGAAAGAAAGAAGGCCGAAGCUAUUGAACUCACUUUGCAAGCUCAAGCCAACGGUCUCAAGAUGAUUUACGAAUCAUGUGGCAGAAACCCAGUUCUCACUCAAUUCUACCUCGGUUUGAAUAGUGGAUUGUAUCCUGAAUUGGCCAAGCAAAGUGCUGAAGCUGUUAAGGGACUUAAUCCAAAAAUCAACAUUUGGAAUACUGGAAGUGAUGCUGAUAAGAAUUCUGACUCAAUGCAAUCAAUUAUCAAGAUGGUUCAAUCCUUUGCUCCAAUGCUUGAAGGAAUCCAAUUACAAGGUGGUGUUAAAAUUCCAGAUUGGCUUCCACACUCAACUGUAAAUCCAUCAAGUGAAAUUACUGAAAUUUCUGAUAAGAAGGAAGAAUAAUUCCUCUAAUAACUCAAAUACUGCAAACCAUCCAUUCUCUACUAAUCCAUCAUAUCAAUAAAUAAGGGAAUAUUGAUU
Molecule: messenger RNA, 1623 nt
Organism: Naegleria gruberi
Lineage: Eukaryota; Heterolobosea; Eutetramitea; Acrasida; Naegleriidae
Exons: 4
Coding region: 49-1545 (498 amino acids)
Biological process (GO): protein localization to plasma membrane
Cellular component (GO): plasma membrane
Source: RefSeq, a predicted model, not a curated record